Molecule: messenger RNA, 1057 nt
Organism: Cornus florida
Lineage: Eukaryota; Viridiplantae; Streptophyta; Magnoliopsida; Cornales; Cornaceae
Product: proteasome subunit alpha type-7-like
Exons: 3
Coding region: 39-788 (249 amino acids)
Biological process (GO): ubiquitin-dependent protein catabolic process
Cellular component (GO): proteasome core complex, alpha-subunit complex; nucleus; proteasome core complex
Source: RefSeq, a predicted model, not a curated record
UUAGAAAAUCAAAUAAAAUCUGAGGAAAAAAAAAAAAAAUGGCUCGUUACGAUAGGGCAAUUACAGUGUUCUCACCGGACGGCCACCUCUUCCAGGUGGAGUACGCCCUUGAAGCCGUCCGGAAGGGCAAUGCUGCCGUCGGCGUCCGUGGCUCUGACACCAUCGUUCUUGGCGUCGAGAAGAAGUCCACCGUCAAACUUCAAGACUCGAGAUCAGUCAGGAAGAUUGUGAGCCUGGAUGAUCACAUUGCACUGGCAUGCGCUGGGCUCAAAGCAGAUGCCCGUGUCCUUAUAAACAGGGCACGAAUUGAAUGUCAAAGCCACAGGCUUACAGUUGAGGAUCCAGUAACUGUUGAGUAUAUUACACGUUACAUAGCUGGCAUUCAACAAAAGUACACACAGAGUGGUGGUGUGAGACCAUUUGGUCUUUCAACAUUGAUUGUUGGCUUUGAUCCAUACACUGGUGUACCAUCACUAUAUCAGACAGAUCCAUCCGGUACAUUCUCUGCGUGGAAAGCUAAUGCGACAGGGAGAAACUCUAACUCAAUGCGGGAAUUUCUGGAGAAAAAUUACAAAGAAACUUCUGGACAAGAAACUGUGAAGCUUGCAAUUCGUGCGCUGCUUGAAGUUGUUGAGAGUGGGGGCAAGAACAUAGAAGUUGGUGUGAUGACAAAGGAUCAUGGUCUGCGGCAACUAGAUGAAGCUGAAAUUGAUGCUGUUGUUGCCGAAAUUGAAGCAGAGAAAGCAGCUGCUGAGGCUGCAAAGAAGGGCCCUGCCAAAGAAACAUAAUUUGUUUCUUUCGUUUCGUCCAUUGAUGUUUCUCUAGCUCGAAAGUUUCUUGAGAUAUCGAGUCAAAGUACUGUUCUGUCGAAGGCAUAUAUUGGUUUGGUAUGGAUAAUAAUAAUAAUCACUAAGCAUUGUACUGAGUAUUUAAGAUUUUUAGACUCUAAUACCUUCCCAUGGUAGUGGCUGAAUCUCUACAAAUUGUUUUUUAGUUGUUUUCUAAAUCCAGUCAAAGUUAACAGGAUAUUGAUUAAUAGAUAGGAAGUAUUUUCUUC